Phodopus roborovskii (desert hamster) is the source of this 1617-nucleotide messenger RNA. RefSeq names its product S100P binding protein (gene S100pbp). The record is from RefSeq and is a predicted model, not a curated record. Gene Ontology annotation, molecular function: calcium-dependent protein binding. The transcript has 6 exons. The coding region runs from base 287 to 1540 and encodes 417 amino acids. Lineage: Eukaryota; Metazoa; Chordata; Mammalia; Rodentia; Cricetidae. Gene Ontology annotation, cellular component: cytosol; nucleus.
CCUCUCAGGGGCGGGGCGGUUUCCUGCCAAUCACUGUUUGCUCGCCCUCCCCCUGGUGUUGGCCUCGCUGCCUCGGGGUGGGGGAGGUCGAGAAGGGGGCGAUAAAAUGGCGCAGGGGGCGGAGUGAGGUGCAGCCGUUCGCCCAGGCUUUGGCCCGGCUUCCGGAGGAAGGUGGGAGUCAAUCACUUUGACAAGUCUUCUGAAAGGAACAGCCAGCAGGAGUUGAAACCUUUUUCCAUUUGGUCUCGUGGCAAAGGCAGAGAUUGCUUCAGCAGCUCCGCACAAUAUGACGUGCUCACUGUUGCCCUCUGAACAGUCUUCUGGUAGCUCUUUUUUGCCUAAAGACAAUGCCCCAUUUUCUUGGGGUUCCUCAGAUGAAGAUGAAUUGGAUGACUCCUUGUUGGAGUUUUCUGAUGGAGAAGAAGAUGAUGGCCAUUUCAGUUUCACAGAGGAAGAGAUUGAGAUGCUCUUGAAGGAUGAUGAUGGUGGGCAUGAUGAGUAUGGAGAGAGAAAGUGUCAAAUUCUGCCUGGUACUCCUCACAAAAAUUCUUUGUACAGCUUGGGACCAGCAGCUGAGACCCCUGGCUUCUUCAAACUACCUCAACUAAGUACAUCAGUUAGUCAUGGACCAACUCCUAGUAAAUCGUUAAACAGACACUUUGUACUUGAAAAGAAUCUUAUAAAAGUAACUGUUGUUGCACCAUUUAAUCCAACAGUUUGUGAUCCUGUGCUUGAUAAGGACAAGAUCGAUUCCUCCAAAGAUACAGAAAAUCCUGCUUCCCUUGGGGAACAAAUAAGAGAAAAUGAUCUUCAUCCUAAUGAGAGUAAACGUUGCACUGAACCUGAAGGGGUCAAUCCCAGUAACUCUGCUUGGGAUGAGCCCCUGCUUUCUUCUCCUUCAAAAAAUAACAUCGAACAAACUGCCUCUGAUAAAAAUAUACCUGAAAGUAAGAAACCUAACCCUGUGUUCUCUCAGAUUUCCAACCAUUCAGAAGUACCUAAUAGGGGAUCAUCCUGGAAAAAUAGUGGAUCACAUAAAUCAGGUUGUGAAGUGAGAAUUCCAGUUGUGUCCAGUUCAUCAAACAGACAUACUUUCGACAAGGAUUCUGGUGAGGUGAAAGGUGAGAGGAGACUAGGCAAAGUGAUUCCUGUUCUACAAACCAGAACCAGGUACCUUGGGAGAGCUGGAUGCCCUGAUGGAUCAAGUUCAUAUGCAGAACCCAGACUGGCAGCAUCCUUCAGAUCUUACUACACGAAAUUAUGCCCGGUUCCGACAGAAACCUCUACAAAGAUACAGUCUGAGUCAGUGGGUCGACAGAAACAAGCGGAGUCACCAUCGUUUCCAGCGUCUCCCAGACUUCUCCUACAGUCCAUAUGUUUCAUCUCAUCCACAGUGACAGUCCCUUCCCAGGGUUCAGUCCAUAGCAGCAUCUUAAUUUUCCUCUGCUAUUUUUGUUUGUAUAUUUUGAGUUUUAUUUUUCACAAGAUUUUUUUAUUUAAAGAAUUUGUCACCUUUUGGAAAUGCCCAUUACUGUCUUGAGUUUUUUUUAUGAGGAUCCUCCUGAUUUGUGUGUCUGUCUAUACAUGUUUCAGCAAUAUUAAGUAGUAUUUUUCCCU